AUGCCUGAGGAUGCUCUUUGGUACCCAGCUGCUGCUCAUCCUUCCCCUCCCCGGCUCCAGCCAGAGACUCGGAAAUUCGUAUCGAGCAUUGAAAAACACGGCCACGCCGCCCUGCACGUGAAAGCAGGGUGGGAAACUCCUGCCAGCGAGGAGGAGGAUGGCGACUGGCCCUGCGGCUCGUCCCGUGGGAGGGUGGAUCGUGGUUUGUCGUGGCCCCGUGUGGCCGCCGGCGGCGCAGCCCCCACCACAGACGAAGCGCUGCCGUGGUCCAGGAUGCUGCUGCAGCUCGUCCUCCUCGCCGCCCUCGCCCUCUGCGCUUCCCCCUCCACCCCAAUCCUCUCUCCCACAGGACGCUGCUCCGAGCAGGAUCUCGAUGGGGUGCAACGGGUAGUCGGUGGGACCGAGGCACGCAUGCACGCCUGGCCCUCCCAGAUCUCCCUCCAGUACUACUCCAGCGGCAGCUGGCAUCACACCUGCGGAGGGUCCCUCAUCCAGAGAAACUGGGUGAUGACAGCAGCCCAUUGCGUGGAUAGUAACCGGAACUACCGUGUCGUGGCCGGCGAUCACAACCUCUACAGGAGCGACGGCAGCGAGCAGGUCUUCAGCGUGAGCAAGAUCAUCAUCCAUCCCUACUGGAAUAGCAACAACGUCGCCGGGGGCUACGACAUCGCCCUGAUCCGCCUGUCCAGUUAUGCCACCCUGAACAGCUACGUGCAGCUGGCGGUCCUGCCCCCGGAGGGAUCCAUCCUGCCCAACAACUACCCCUGCUACAUCACGGGCUGGGGUCUCACCCGCACCAACGGGCAGAUCUCCAGCGUCCUGCUGCAGGCGUACCUGCCCGUGGUGGACUACCGGACCUGCUCCAGCUCUUCCUACUGGGGCUCCACCGUCAAGACCACCAUGGUCUGUGCCGGCGGUGACGGUGUACGCUCCGGCUGCCAGGGUGAUUCAGGCGGUCCCCUCCACUGCGAGGUGAAGGGGCAGUACCAGGUCCACGGCGUCGCCAGCUUCGUCUCCAGUCUGGGCUGCAACGUCAAGUACAAACCCACCGUCUUCACCCGCGUCUCUGCCUACGUCUCCUGGAUGAGGAGUGUGAUGGCCCAGAACUGAGGGGUGGCAGGAGAAGAGCCCGGUCCCCACGUUUUGGUCAGAGGGGUUUAAAACCUGUAGCUGGCAUCAAUAAAAUCUGUUCCUCUCUCUGGCAUGUUGGUGGAUGCUUUGCCCCACAGCCCGACAAUCCUUUCUCCUCCAACCUUCAGCAUCUUUUUCUCCUCCCGUCUUCCAGAGCAUCCCUUCGGCCACGUCCCUCCUCUUCCUCGCACCUUAGGAAAGAGCCACGGGGAAAAGCAACUGGCUCCGUGCUUUUGGGGCAGCCAGAAAGUCCCGGGGAUAAUGGGAAAGGGGAAAAUGCCGCAAAUCCCCUUCAUGGGCAGCAACGCAGCUCCUUGGGGACACAGGGGGGAUCCAGGGGGAUCCGGUCGGGAUUUUUCUCUGCCACUAGCUUCAUUUCUCUUCCAAAACCGACCUCCUUUGCAAUGAGAGAUGUCGGCUUCGGUGACUGUUACCGCCUCGCCCCACGGCUGCAUCCCAGAGUGCCACCUGUGCCACAACCCCGCCUGGCCCGGGGAUAAAAUACCAGCACCCAAAAUUGCACCAAAAGCCAAAUUUAAACCCCGAACCAGAGUCUCGCGGAAGAAUUAAGAGGCAGGCACAGGUUCCCCGUCACCCCUUUGGCCC
This is a messenger RNA of Harpia harpyja (harpy eagle), 1737 nucleotides long. RefSeq names its product chymotrypsin like elastase 1 (gene CELA1). The record is from RefSeq and is a predicted model, not a curated record. NCBI's taxonomy places the organism in Eukaryota, Metazoa, Chordata, Aves, Accipitriformes, Accipitridae. Bases 1 to 1110 code for a protein of 369 amino acids. The transcript has 9 exons. Gene Ontology annotation, molecular function: serine-type endopeptidase activity. Gene Ontology annotation, biological process: proteolysis.